Messenger RNA from Lonchura striata (white-rumped munia), 4061 nucleotides. The record is from RefSeq and is a predicted model, not a curated record. Lineage: Eukaryota; Metazoa; Chordata; Aves; Passeriformes; Estrildidae.
AAAAGCUGUAAAUUUAGCAGUGCUGUACUUUGUGACAGCACCAGUUUUCUCAGCACAAGAACUGCAGUGGUUAAAAAUAUUAUUAUAAAUGUGCUGGCACUAUUUUUGUAAAUCCUGUACAGUUAAUGAUCUGUACAGCUCUGUUUAUGAUAUUUGUUAUAUCCUACCAUUUGUUUAAAAGAAAAAAAAAAAAGUUUCCUCAUUUCACUAAUGAUGGAUGUUUCAAGUUUAAUACUAAACAUCCAGAAGCUUGUCCUGCCUAUCAGGAUGAAAAUUGGGGUUUUCAUUCAAAACAGGGUCAGGAGAGUAAACAGACAGUUUUCUAGGGAAAAGAACAUAUCCCUUUGUGCAUUAUAUGUUUAAAUACAUUAGGAGUGGUAGCCUGAAGGUAGGAGUAGAAGCUCCAUGUAGGAGCUUCUUGUAUAUUUACAGUACUGAAUCCAACAAAGCUGAAGGAAACUAAUCGCUCUGACCUGUUUUUCUGGGAAUACAAGGUCUCAGAAUGAAAUCUACCAUUCCUCUGGAGAGAAGAUCCAUGCACUUGGCAAAGAAAGCAAGUUGGUGCCAAAUUCUUAUCUUCUGACUUUGUUAUAAUAAAAGUUCAUAUGGCACUUUUAGAAGUUAAGAGUUCUGCUUAAUCCAGAAUACAAUUUUGCUUAAAGCAAUGAAUUACAUUUUAGGACAGGGUGUUUCCAAAGAAUAAUUGUCACUCCAACAAUCUGCAGCAGGCACCUUUGCAAUCCUGCUGCUGUGAGCAAAUGUGCAGUAUGAUUCAAAAUCAAAAAGAUUUGGUACAGUUACAGUUCACCAGCUAAAAGCCUAUUUCCUUGACUCCUCUGUGUUGAUUUUUCCCCCCCAAAACCAAACCAUAACCUAAACAAAACCCUAAAGCAGUAACAAGCAAAUGACGUUGAGUUUUUAAUCUGGCAGAUGUAUCCCAGUGGGAGGAUUCAGCUGCAAUGCCUGCGUGGUGGCACUGCACUCCUUGGCUGUUUGUUACAGCCUCAGACGAUGGGCAACCGAGAGCUCCUCUCCGAGGUGUCAGGCACAAUGAUGUCAUAUUUUGCAGUGGAACAAACAGAACACGGUAUGGAUGGAAUACUGCAGAGCUUGCAGACAUCUUUCCAGAAAUGUUUAUGCCUUAAUCUGCUGGAAUUCACCAUAAAAUGGCUUGUAAAGGCAGUAUGCUAUCUAAGCAGCCUCUCCAGUUCUAGGAAACAGAUACAAAACAACUGCUCCUAGAAUGGAAAAAAAGGGUAAGAGGAAACUUUGAAGCAAAGGUUUAGAAGACAAGAUUCUGCUUGCUGUUGAGACUCUUUUUAUUAAAAAACUGAAUAUUCAUUUUAAAUGGCAAAAAAUUUAAAGCUGGAAUAAUACCCCAGACUUUCUAAUGUGUUUGGAUCUUUUCUACUUACAAAAAUAUUUUCAUCAUGAGCUGUGGGAAGGAUUUUGUGGACACUCUUAAAAAAAUUGGAUAUCCAAAGGCUGAUGAGCUUAAUGGAGAAGAUUUUGACUGGAUGUUUGAGUCUUCAGAAGACAAUUCAUUUUUGGAGUGGUUUUGUAGAAACAUAAAUGGGCAGCAUGUGGUAUCUGAAGAAGAACUGCAGGAUUUUGAUAAUCUUCUCCAGUGUGGUAAACCUGUUUUGGAAGGAAAUGCACUGGAUGAAGUCCUUAAAACCUUGGAGCCCAUGGGUUCAACGAACAGUAGCCAAGAGGAGGACAGGGAAGAAGUGGAGAAAUUAGAGGAUGAGCUUCAAGAUCUUGAGAAGUUAAAAAAUCUUCAAAUUCAUCGGCAUAAUAAGCUUCAACUGUUUGUUGCUACAAACAGCCACUUGUUACAAACAUUCCAAAGCAGAGAGGAAGAAGCACUGAAGGAUUGGAAAGAAGGACUGGAAGUGUUUACUGCGGCAAAUAAUAAGCUUGACAAUGAACUGCAGUCUCUUAUAGCUGCAGUGAAGGAAUUUGCCUCUUUUUUCACUGCUUCAGAUUCAGAACAAGGGUCGGAUACACAUCCAGUGUUUUUUUCCCUACUUUCUUUGGACAAAUACUUGUCUGUGGAAGAACAAAACACUGCAGCACUUACAUCACACAUAAAAAAGCUUUUAUAUGAAGGUAUGUCUAAAUGCACUGAAAACUCACAUGAAGGCAGCUUUCAACUUGAAGAUUUAAUCAAGCAAGUCCCCUUUGAUGAGCCUAAUGAUUUUUGUGAAGAGAGGCAAGAGAUAGCCAGGCUCCAGGCAGCAUAUAUUUGUGGUCAGAACCAGCUAAUUCAGCUGCAAGCUGAAGAGGAGGGCAUGAAUUCAGCUAUCCAGUGUGCAGAGAGCCUGCUGCAGUCCUUGGACAUGGAUAUUGGACAGCAGGAGAACAUUGAUGCUAAAAUAUCUAGUUUAAGUGCUGAAAUUUCAGCAAUUAAACAAGACAUAGCUCGGAUAAACAACGAAGAGCUGCUUCCCCUUCUUAAGAAGAAAGCACAACUUUUGACUGCACCAGUGGUGAAAGAAUACUUGGAUCACCUAAUUGCUCGGCAGGACUGUUGUGCUGCGAUUCAAGAUAAAAUAGGCAGGCAUUUGAUAAGACAGAAAACAUCGUUUGAACUUAUUCAGCUGGCCUGUGAAAUGGAGCUGAAGAAACACCAGGAGAUCAGCUGCCAGCUUGAGAAUUUGGUAGAAUCUCUGGAAAAAAGCACUGAUGAGUUACAGCAAAGACUACAGUUGAUAGCUGAACGAACAGAACAAGAAAAGCCAAGGAGCACUAUUAGUUCAGAGGAUGGUUUAUCUUGCAGGCUGUAUCAGCUUCUGGAAGGAGGAAGUAAAAAACAACAAUUGUUUAAAACAUACAAAAGCCUGGAGCAGAUGGCUCAGAAGUUAAAGCAGGACUGUGCUAGAGUAGAAGAUCAGCUGGCAGCAUCUGCUCAGGAGCAGUCUCUCCUUUUGUCCAGCCUAGAAGGGGAUGUGGAUGCCCUUCGUGGUGCUCUCUAUGAUGGAACAAAUCAGAUACAGCUCCGGAGUCCGGAACUUAGUGAGCAGUUUCACCAACUGGAAGUGGAUUUAGGUGAACUAAAUCGUCUCCUUAAGGAUCUGGUUGCUGACCUGAAGUCGAAGAGAAGCCUUUUAGAGUCCAAUAGGCUGCUUCAGAUGGAAAGAGACUUGUAUGUGUAUUUUUUCAAUGAUGAAGAGCAGUUGAAAGAGAUGGUAGAAAAGAUUGAGCAGCAGUCUCAGGUUAAAGCCAGUGGUCUUCAGAACCAGUGCAGUUCUUAAUGUCUAAAGAGCAACAUACUCAUAAGAAAGGAAAAUGUCAAUGUAAACUGUCUAUGAAUUUAUGGAAUAAACUGUCAAGGCUGACACUUGGAACAAGAUGUAAUGUGCUCAUAGUGAAGAGGAGAGUUCUCAAAGGCAGCAGAUAUUCCAUUCUUGUUUCCCUUACAGUUCUUCUAAGAAGACUUGGUUUUGUUUCUAAGAAGACUUUGUUAGAAAUGUGUUGGAAUAUGUAUCAGAAUCUGUUUUAACUACCAAGACCAUCUGUUUUAAGACCAUUCUAAUAUCUCUUAAUUUAACUUAUGGCCUGUCUUCUCCAUUGAAGCCAGUCUAUAUUUAUCGUGGCUUGUCAGUGAACAAGAAUUUAAAAUUUAUCUUUUGUACUUCUGAGUUUGCCUUAUAAUUUAUAAUGAUAGGCAUUUCAAUUCAGAGUGCUGAUGCUUUCAUACUUGUGCUUUCAUUUUCAUUGUUAGCCCAUUUAUCAAUUUUUUAUAUAGCUUCCUAAUAUACCAGUGGAACUAAAUAGGCUUUUAUAGUAUGGUAACUUCCAGUCUUUUAUAUUUUGAUGGGAUCAGCUGUGCUUGCUUUCAAGCACUGUACAUAUCGAUGGUGGUUAGUAUAUUUGUUUAAAUUCAGUAACAGUAGUCUUAAAACUAUUUUGAUGACACACUUUGAACUUCUAUGUGAUUAUAACUUAUUUUUAAAUGUGUAAUUUUUUUAGCUUACUGGUUGGAUAUCUUUAUGUCUGGAUUUCAUGCUGCUUAACUCUAUACUUUGUGUAUAUUAUUAAAUGCCAAACUCCAUCAA